AAAUACUUUUUUAUAACGUGUCCAUUAAUAAAACAAAAGUUCCAUUGGUCUUCUAUCAGUUUUAUUAGCAAGUUAUUGGUUAAGUUUUAUUCACAGUCACUUUCUAGCAAUAACGACAUUCCUUUGUAUGAGAAACUGAACACGAAUUGAAUUAUUCCCAGCACUUUUUGCGGUUCUAUUCUUAUUACAUUAUUGCAUUAUUGCAAUAGUGGAAUAUUUUCUUCGAAAAAUAAAACUAUAGUAACUAUAUUUUCCGACUAUCAAGAAGAUUCUUCAAAAUUUAAGUUUAAUGUAACGACAUACGUACGUUUGUAUCGUUAUAAAAUAUGAUUAUUUUAAAAGAAAAAUGUUUAAAGUAAGCGCCAGUUGAAUCGGAUUAAAUCAAUGUAUAUCAUGUUAAAAUAGAAUUGGUUUUGUUCUCAAAUGUAUCGAUUAUAUUUCUAAAUCAUGCAAAAAAGAACGAGUAAAAAGUUGUUUUGUGAGCACGCAACCUUUUCGAAAAAAAGCGUAACAAUUAAUGGGGAAUGAGAGAAGUGCCCCUAGAGGGCUAGAAAUUGACGAGAAAUCUGUGGAAAUAACAGACUUUUGGGUGCAUUAUACAGCUCAUAUGAACGAUUAUAAUACUGACAAAGUUUCUGUAUUUAUCAGUGAACCAUCGUUACACUAUAAUGCCAGUUUCGGAAAUCCGUCUCCUUUAGAGAAAGCAGCAAAGAAUUUAAUGUUAUAUAGGCACCCUUGUAUAUUGAAAUAUAUUUCUUCCUGGUUUAAAGGUAGUAAAUUUUUUUUAACUACCGAACAAGUUAAACCAUUAAUACAAUCGAUAGAAGCACAGAGUACGUUACAAAUAUGCAUGGGUUUAUAUAGUAUUUUACGUGCCUUAGUCUUUCUUCACGAAAAAGCAUUUAUUUCCCAUAAUAAUAUUUGUGGAACUUCUGUUUACGUUACACCUGAAGGAUGUUGGAAACUUGGCGGAUUAGAAUGUUUGUGUAAAUGUAAAGAAUUAACUUCUUCUUAUUUGAAAAAAAUAAGAAAUUAUAGGUAUGAAAGAGGAAUAUCUCCUAACGAAGAUAUAACAGUUCUACCUAUAAAUUUUACAGCAAUCGAUGCGUACGCAUUUGGAGUUUUAGCAGAAGACAUACUAAAAUUAAAGGAUUCAGAAGAUAUUCCAGGACUCUUAGAGUUUAAACAAUUUUGUAAAGAGAAUUUGCAAAAUUCAGAUCCUGAAUUAAGAAGCAAGUUAUCAAAUUUACUUCUACACCCAUUUUUUACUCAUGAUUUUAUGAGAAUAUAUGCAUUUUUGGAAGAAUUACCCUUAAAGUGUAAUCAAGAAAAAGAAAUGUUUUUUGGAACAUUAAUAACGCAAUUGAGAACAUUUCCUGAAAAUAUUGUUGCAGAACAAUUAGGACGAUUAUUACUUUCAAGGAUAGUUUUAUUAGAUGUGACGGCACAAGAAAAACUUUUACCUUUUAUCUUGAAACCAAGAGAUAGGAAAGAUGCAACAGAUAAUAAUUUAUUCACAGUUUCAACGUUUAAAGUUCAUUUGGUACCCAAAUUGUUACAGAUGUUUUGUAUACGAGAUCUAUCGAUUCGUUUAGUACUUUUAUCGCAUUUCAAUUCAUUCGUGCAUGCAUUUCAAGUAGAUGAACUAAAAUCUCAAGUACUUCCUGAAUUACUUGUUGGAAUCAAAGAUACUAAUGACCAUUUAGUAUCUGCAACAUUAAAAGCGUUAGCUUAUAUAGUUCCAAUUCUUGGUGCAACCACUGUAAUCGGUGGAAAGAGAGGGAAACUGUUUACUGAUGGCCGACCGCAUAAACUAAACGAAAAAGAAACAAAUAACAGUAGUACAGAUAUAAACGAAUUUAUGGAUUCGGUGAAUGCGAUAGAGAAAUCGGUUAAUUUACCUGAAAGACCUUCACCGGACGGAGGAGAAGAUAAAAAAGAGGUUAUUUCGUCUAUUACCGAAGAAGAAUAUACAUGGUCUGACUGGGAUUUGCAAGAAAAUGCCGCUAGUGACCCGCAUCUUCUUAUUUCACGAUUUUCCGAAACAAUUUGUCAAUCUAAUGGGGUUUUAGUCUCACAUUCAACAUCAGAGGUUGAGGAUUCAUUAUUAAAUACGAAUACAACCGAAAUGAUAGAAUCAAAAGCUACAAAGCAGAAAUUAGAUGUUUUAUCGGAUAUUUCAGAACUUGAUAUCAAGAAUUCGAAAUUGUCAAAUUGUUCCAAGGAUGAAUAUGAUUAUUUCACAGACAUGGAGCCGGUAAUAAAAAAAACGCAAGUCCUACACGUACUAGAACCACAGAUAUUGUCAAAAAGUGUAUUUGACAUGAAAGCGUCAAACGAAGUCGAAACGACAGAUGGGAGUAAUGGAUGGGAUGAAGAUUUAAGUGACUGGGGAACAGAAGAUGGUGAAGAAAUAAAAAGUUGAAAACUUUCUGCUCUAUGUUCAAAGGAUAAACUGGUUAAUUCUGCUUAUUUAAGUUAUCGGUGUGAAAUAAAGAAAGUAUUUGUUUCUUUGUUUCAUCAUUUUGAUAAAUUGUGUGAUAUUUUUGUUAAAAAAUACCAAUUAUGAAAAGUAUCAAUAUCAGAAGAAUACAUGAAUUACGUGUACAGUAAA
Molecule: messenger RNA, 2614 nt
Organism: Megachile rotundata (alfalfa leafcutting bee)
Lineage: Eukaryota; Metazoa; Arthropoda; Insecta; Hymenoptera; Megachilidae
Product: protein-associating with the carboxyl-terminal domain of ezrin
Biological process (GO): protein phosphorylation
Molecular function (GO): ATP binding; protein kinase activity
Source: RefSeq, a predicted model, not a curated record